AUGACUAUAUCUGAGGAUCAUAUAGAGAAAGGUUCUUCUUCGAUUCUGAUAUUUAAGAAUGUUGACAGAGAGGACACCUCAUUAUUUGUUUGUGUUGCAAAAAAUAAAUAUGGAACAGAUCACUCUGAGAUGUGGCUAGUUGUACAGGAACCCCCUGAAGCACCACUCAAUGUACAUGUCAGCAACUAUUCAAGUCGUACAAUAAAUUUGACGUGGGAGCAACCACACACCGGCAACAGUCCAAUUAUUUCAUACAUAAUUCAGUACAAAAACUCAUCAGUCAGCUGGCAGAAAAAUGUACCUCAGAUUGUGGUUAAUGGAGAAAUGAUGAAUGGUUCCAUUAAGGAUCUAAUGCCUGCUCAUGUGUACCAUAUCAGAAUCUUUGCUGAAAAUUCAAUUGGUAUCUCCAACUCAAGUGAAGUAUUAACUGUAACUACACUGGAGGAAGUUCCAGAAGCCCCACCCAGAGAUGUGAGAGUUACAACAAAAAAUUCUGAGGUGCUCAUUGUAACAUGGGAGCCUCCAGAACGUUACCUCCAGCAUGGUGAUGUAAUGGGAUACUACAUUGGCUACAGACUUGCAAAUUCAACAGAUCCAUUUCACUAUGAAACACAUGAAGUGCUCCCUGGAAUGCCACUGCGACAUAUACUGACAAAUCUUAAGAAGUAUACACAGUACACUAUUCUUGUUCAGGCAUAUAAUAGAGUUGGUGCUGGUCCCAGAAGCCAAGAGGUCUCAGCAACAACAGAUGAAGACAAGGUAUUUAUGCCUUCAGAACAUAUUACAAGAGAUCAAAAGGUGGAACUGAGUAAACUUGAUCACUUCUGCAACUACAGCAUAGAAGUUCGAGCCUUCACAAGUAAAGGUGAUGGUGUGGGCAGCCAACCUAUCAUCUGUGCAACACAAGAGGAUGUACCAGGUGAACCGGAAAAUAUGAAGGUAUUGGUGGCAGACUUAAGAACAAUGCUUGUCUCGUGGUUACCACCACUAUACCCUAAUGGAAAAAUCAAGCAGUACAGAAUAUACAUGAGAUCAUUAGAUGGAAUGGCUCUGGACACAGAUCAAUUUGAUAUACCCAGUGAGCAGACAUACUAUACUAUUUCAUACUUGGAGACGCACAACCGAUAUGAGUUCUGGGUAACAGCCUUCACAGCAGUAGGAGAAGGAGCAGAAUCAAGGCAUGUGGUGCAAGCAACAACUGACAAUGCCCCAGCACAAAUUGCUCCAUUUAGCCAGCAUGUUGUUGGAGUUCUACAUGAAGAUUUAAAACUGUCAUGUCUGGCUGUUGGUCAGCCUGCUCCACAAUACUAUUGGAGGAAAAAUGGGAAUUCGAUACUAGAAGACAGCCGUCUCCAGAUUAUCCAGGGAAAGCUGCUUGUCAUCAGUCCCCUUGAAAGAGCUGAUGCUGGGAAUUACUCCUGUUUAGCAGAAAACAUAUUUGGGAGAGACCAAAUUGCCUAUUUUGUUACAAUCCAUGAGAGUCAAAAUAAAGGAAUUCCACUUAUACCAAGCAAGAUAGAAGUAUCUUCAACAACUGCAUCAAGCAUUGCACUUCAGUGGCAGCUUCCACCAGAUGCUGGCCAUGUUCUUGAAGGUCUCUAUCUCUACCACAAGAGAGAAUUUGGCGAAUGGGAAAAGACAAAAUUAAGAGCUCAAGACUCCAGUUUCAUCCUCAAUAACCUGCAGUGUGGCACAAAGUAUUACUUCUACUUACAAACAUUUAAUCAACUAGGGCAAAGUGAACCAACUUCCACUCUUACUGCAUGCACACAAGGUUCAGCACCAGUUGCUCCAAAAAAUUCUGAUCUCAUAAAAGUUAAUUCCAGUUUCAUAUUGUUAAAUUUAACAUCAUGGGAUGAUGGUGGUUGCCACAUAACGUCUAUUGUGAUUGAAUACAAAGUAAAGGAUGAAACCAUGUGGACACUUGUAUCAAACAAUGUCAAAACAGAGCAACUUCAAUUUAUUGUCCUGGAUUUAAAUCCAGGAACUUGGUAUAAUUUACGAGUUACAGCUCAUAACAGUGCUGGCUCAACUGUGGAACACUAUGACUUUGUUACCCUCACACAUUUAGGAGCUACAGUAGCUCCAGAACUCAUAGUAUAUUAUGGAUAUGGAAGAAAAUCUUUUUAUAGUGAGAUGGCAGUAAUAGUUCCUGCUGCCACUGGGAUUACAAUUACAAUUGCUGCUGCUGCUAUCCUAUUCGCCUACUUGAAGAAAAGUCAUACCAUAAUGUCUUCUAAUACAUACAGAGAUAAACAUGAAGAUCCUGAGCAGCUGUCAGACUUGGGCAAGAAAGUGUUGCAGGACAGAGCUGACAGCUCAGACUGUGGAAAAAUGUCUCCAAGCUUGCAAGAACCAGUUUACCUGCCGACUCCAGUGCGUGUCUCUCUUGGAUACAGGCAGGACAUCAGUCCCUAUGCCACCUUUCAGGUUCCAGCACCUGGAGGUCCUGACUGUUCUGACUGUGAAGAGGAUUUAGAGCCACAUGACCGGAAUCAUAAGCUUGCAGACAAGGAUGGAAGCAGCACAGAUUCAACAUACUCCAAAAUUCACAGGAAACUUCAACAUGGAAACGAAACACCUGAGUGGAUACCCUUACAUAAUUUGUACCAAGCACAUAGGUAUUAAUAACACCUGCAACUUUUCAGGCAGCCACUAUCAAGUGUUGUGGAGAAAGUUUUCAGUGUAAGCAAGAUGUUAACAGACAGUGGUAAAGAUGAUGAAGCAAGUUAAACUUACCAAGUGCCUUUUGACUAAAGAAAACACUA
Schistocerca nitens (vagrant locust) is the source of this 2768-nucleotide messenger RNA. Its product is annotated as Down syndrome cell adhesion molecule-like protein Dscam2. Gene Ontology annotation, molecular function: protein binding. The transcript has 14 exons. Bases 1 to 2628 code for a protein of 875 amino acids. The record is from RefSeq and is a predicted model, not a curated record. Lineage: Eukaryota; Metazoa; Arthropoda; Insecta; Orthoptera; Acrididae.